Meira miltonrushii is the source of this 1394-nucleotide messenger RNA. RefSeq lists its product as uncharacterized. Bases 419 to 1336 code for a protein of 305 amino acids. Lineage: Eukaryota; Fungi; Basidiomycota; Exobasidiomycetes; Exobasidiales; Brachybasidiaceae. The transcript has a single exon. The record is from RefSeq and is a predicted model, not a curated record.
AUGGCUGCUCUCUUGACUGGGUCACAAGGCUUUAAAACGGGCGACGGUAAUUGCACUGCACCGACGCCGUACAGGCAGGGCACUAAAGCAAGGCAAAAAAUACGCCAUUCAAACACGGCAAACCAAAGGCGGCGGCGAAUCAAGUGAGAGAGUUUUAUCAUGAUGUGUUUAAAGUUUUACCUCUUUUUUUCCCCACACUUCCCCUCAUUCUUACAAAGCACUCUCUCGGCCCUUUCGCCUCAAGUUUCUCGCUUACACUUUCACAUUUUUAAUCAAUAGGGUUCUAGCAGCAAUUAACUAAACAAACUCAAGCUGAUUUGACAGUAAUCGGCAGCAAAAACUUCUUACCUUCCGAUCGACAUCCUUCUCAUUUCACUCAAACAACCACCAUCUUCACCCCGUAACUUUCAUACACAAGAUGCCGCUUUGUACGCUUCAUUUGGUGCAAUUAUACCGUCAAUCGGAAGAAGAACCAAUAUUCGCAGCUAGGAGAAGAUUCUUGCACAAAUUAUUGAGCAAAUCCAACGGAAAUGAUCUCAACGAUCGUCUGCUUUCAGCAUGUGUCGUUCGUCGUUCUGUCAUCAUGGCCACGAGAAUAGAUCAUGUCCGCUUAAACAAAACUGCAUGGGAUCUGGUCCUGGUAAUGAAAGGAUCAAAAGACGAAAAAGCGGAUCAAGCACAACCUCUCACACUGGAAAAUCAUCCUUUGACAAAAGCGGAUAUUGCUAAUGAGUAUACACUUCCUAUUGGUGUUCCCACAAGGCUUGCUGAAGGGUAUAAAUCCAGGACGGAACAACUCAAUGCGGAAGCCAAAAGAUCUGAGCACCUCUCAAUAGAAUCACUCGAACGAAAACCUGCACGUUCAGUAGAACAAUAUCCACCUAAAACCAGUCAAAAUCUUGAACAUUCAGAAGAUUUGGCUCAGCUGAUCGAAGAUUUGAACAAGUUAGGGACAAGUGACGGAUUGGCUGAUGGUCGUGGUCCUGUUCAACAAUUGAACUUCUUGGCAUUCAAUCGCUCAAAAGAAGAUAAGGAGCGCUACUACCAAUACGGCAAAGGGUUCACUCAAGCUGCUAAACCGUUUGGAGGUGAACCAAAGAUCUUGGCCAAAGUGGUAAACGCCGAAGAACAACAAAAAUGGCAAGAAGUAAGUCUCGUGAAUUAUUAUUCACUUUCUCAUUUUGCCGGAAUGGCAGCAAGUGAAGAAUAUCAAGAAAUUAAUCGAAAGUACAGGUUACCUUCUUUGGAUGAUACAACAAUCUUUUGUACGCAAGAGGUUGAUUUGGAUGGUUUACGUAAACGUAUUCAAAUUCCACAAUCUCAAGCGAACCUAUGAGGGAUUCGAACAUGGAAAUUGUGUAUAGAUGCUUAUAUAUAUAUUACAUUGAAAUUUG